GAUGCAAAUCUCCCCCGUCCCCAUCUUCGCUGCAUUUCAGGUCAAAACAACAUCGCCGAGGAAGUAUUUCGUCCGGCCGAACGCGAGCAUCGUCCAGCCAUGGGAUUCUUGCACAAUAACGAUUACCCUGCAGGCACAGAAAGAUUACCCACCAGACAUGCAAUGCAAGGAUAAAUUCUUGAUUCAGAGCACGAAGGUGGCCACCGGUACCGAGAUGGAUGAGAUCCCCCUGAUACGUUCAACAAGGAAGGCUGAUAAGGUAAUCGAGGAAAUGAAGCUCAAGGUUGUCUACACAUUACCUAGCUACGGAGGUUCAAAUGACUCUAGCGUAUCAUUUUUAGGAAGCCGGAGCUUCAAAGCAGCGUCUGACGAUCUGAUGAUGCUGAAGAAUGCAAGCCUUGAAGAGCAGCAGCGAAAACAUUUCUCUCGGCGGCAGAGCGAGAGCGGAUGUAGUCCGUGCAACGGCGCCUGUCAUCGGACCCGUGGGCAUCCGCGUCCACGACGUGAUCAUCAAGGGAAACACUAGGACGUAGGACGAUCUCAUCGAGGUGGAGGUUGCUGAGCUGCUCCGCGCCGCCAGUGUCUCUACAGUGCGACUGCACAAUCUCGACAUCUUCGACGCCGUCAAGACCACGCUCAACGCGUGGUCGCUCGAGCUGCCUGGCACCACCAACAUCGUCAUCGAGGUCGUUGAGGCGGCCAACCCCCUCACUGCCGUUGGAGAUAGGAUCCUUACUCCUGCAAUCUGAUGUAUUCAGAAUAAUAGUUUAUGAGUAAACCUAAUGUAACUGCAAUCUAAGAUGUAGUUUUAUAUGUUGUAUGCAGUUCUUCUGUAGCAAGUGGAAUAAGGUUCAGAAUCAGAACACGAGAUACAUGUAUUUUUUCC
Messenger RNA from Zea mays, 886 nucleotides. RefSeq names its product vesicle-associated protein 2-1. The record is from RefSeq and is a predicted model, not a curated record. Gene Ontology annotation, cellular component: plasma membrane; endoplasmic reticulum membrane. The transcript is spliced from 5 exons. Lineage: Eukaryota; Viridiplantae; Streptophyta; Magnoliopsida; Poales; Poaceae. The coding region runs from base 2 to 526 and encodes 174 amino acids. Gene Ontology annotation, biological process: endoplasmic reticulum membrane organization.